Molecule: messenger RNA, 4644 nt
Organism: Salvelinus fontinalis (brook trout)
Lineage: Eukaryota; Metazoa; Chordata; Actinopteri; Salmoniformes; Salmonidae
Gene: arhgef2b
Product: rho/rac guanine nucleotide exchange factor (GEF) 2
Exons: 20
Coding region: 252-3143 (963 amino acids)
Biological process (GO): positive regulation of neuron differentiation; regulation of Rho protein signal transduction; cell morphogenesis
Cellular component (GO): cytoskeleton; ruffle membrane
Molecular function (GO): guanyl-nucleotide exchange factor activity; microtubule binding
Source: RefSeq, a predicted model, not a curated record
GAGUGCCGAGUCCGAAUUUCCUGCAUGAGAGACUGUUCAGUUGUUCGUCGAGGCCCGUACUCAGACAUAUGGAGAAAAGUUAACGGAUUCUCCUUCCAUGCGCAAUUAUCUGACGCCGCCUGUUCCACUGGAAAUGUUAAACUGGGAUUUUAUCUUCGUUAAAGAAAACAUUAUAAUAAAGUGAAAGAGAAGGAUUGGAGAUCACCUUUGAUUUAAAUUGAGGAUCAUUCUCUGUUGAUCCCGUCCUCGUUAUGUCCCGUGUCACUGAACCGCUGCCAAAAACGCGUCAAGAGAGAAUGAAAGAAAUCAAUUUACGGAACAAAGAGAAGGAGCGGAUGAAGGAGAGGGAGAAGGAGGCGCGGGAGCGGGAGGCGCGCUACAGCAACGGCCACCUCUUCACUUCCCUCACCGUGUCUGCCACCACCCUCUGUUCCGCCUGCAACAAGAGCAUCACUGCUAAAGAGGCCCUCAGCUGCCCCACCUGCAAUGUCACCAUCCACAACCGCUGUCGAGACACACUGGCCAACUGUGCCAAGAUGAAACAAAGGCAACAGAAGCUAGCCCUGGUGAGGAACAGCUCCGCGCUGCCGAACGUAGCUCUGAGGACCAAAACCCCUAUGAUGAAGGAGCGGCCCAGCUCAGCCAUCUAUCCGUCCGACAGUCUCCGUCAGUCCCUGCUGGGCUCCCGCCGUGUCCGCUCUGGCCUCUCCCUCUCCAAGAGUGUCUCCACACAAAACCUCGCAGGGAAUCUGAAUGACGACUCACCGUUGGGGCUGCGGAGGAUCCUGUCUCAGUCCACAGACUCCCUGAACUUCAGAAACAGAGCCAUGUCCAUGGAGUCCCUCAACGACGAGGGGGAGGUGUACUAUGCUGCCAUGUUGGAGGAGCUGGAGAGGGAGGGGAAGGACUUUGAGGCUGACUCAUGGAGCCGGGCCGUAGACCCCUCCUACCUGCAGACGCACCGCAAAGACGUCAUCAAGAGACAAGACGUCAUCUAUGAGCUGAUCCAGACAGAGUUCCACCACGUGAGGACCCUGCGGAUCAUGGAGGGGGUGUUCCGGCAGGGCAUGCUGGACGAGGUGCUGUUGGAGCCGGGCGUGGCGCACGCUGUCUUCCCCUGUCUGGAGCAGCUGAUGGCGCUACACACACGUUUCCUUUCCCAGCUUAUGACACGACGCACACACAGCCUGGCCCCCGGUAGCAGUACUAACUUUACUAUCAACCAACUGGGGGAUAUACUGACUGAACAGUUCUCAGGUCAGUGUGCAGAUGAGAUGAGGAAAGCCUAUGCUGAGUUUUGCAGCCGCCACCCCAAAGCUGUGAAACUGUACAAGGAACUGCUGGCCAGAGACAAGAGGUUUCAGCACUUCAUACGGAGGGUAAGCCGGGGGCCCCUGCUGCGUCGCCAUGGCAUCCAGGAGUGCAUCCUGCUGGUGACUCAACGCAUCACCAAAUACCCUGUCCUCAUCAAACGCAUCCUGGACAACACCAAGGGCAGUGAAGAGGAGGCCCAGUCCUUAGCCCAGUCCCUGUCCCUGAUCCGGGACUUGUUGAGCUCUGUGGACCAGCAGGUGGCAGAGCUGGAGCGGACCCAGAGGCUUCAGGAGAUCAGGGCUAGAUUGGACCCCCGGGCCCAGGCAGAGGUCAGGGGAGGAGGGGUGUUCAGGGGAGGGGAGCUGCUCCGCAGGACGCUCCUCCACGAGGGAACGCUGCUGUGGAAGACGCAAGGAUCCAGACUCAAAGACGUGCAGGUCCUGCUGAUGACAGACAUCCUGGUGUUCAUGCAGGAGAAGGACCAGAAGUAUUUAUUCCCCUGCAUAGACAAGCCUGCAGUGUUGUCUCUGAAGAACCUGAUCGUGAGGGACAUAGCCAAUCAGGAGCGAGGGAUGUUCCUGAUCAGUGACUCCACCCCCCCAGAGAUGUACGAGCUGCACGGCGCCUCACGAGACGACAGGAACAACUGGAUGAGACUCAUACAGCAGACAGUCAGCAGCUGUCCGUCCAGAGAGGACUUCCCCCUGAUAGAGACAGAGGACAAGGCCUUACUGCGCCGACUCAGAGCUGACAUCCAGCAGAAGGACAGAGAGGUGCUGGAGCUCCUCCAGGAGAGAGUGACUCUGUUCUCUGACCUGGCUGAGGUCACUGGUGGGGGUCAGGAGGUCACACCCUCCACCAACUCUAGGAACAUCUUCCGGGCCGACACCCCCUACGCACCCCAGGCGGAAUACCUACUCACCGACGCCAUCUCAGAGGUUGACAGGCUGAGUGAGUUGCUGCUGGGCUCCAACAUAGAGCUUCCCAAGUCCAACGGUAGCACCAACGGUACCAAUGGUGACCAGAACAACAAAGGGGCGCCAGUGAGCAAUGGAGAUUCGAUCUCAGUCAACGGGACUCAUGAAAUCAAAGAAAGUCCAGCGUCCAAGGACAGAAAUGGUAACCAGCUACAGGACAGACCCCUAAAUGAGGAGGUGUGUCAGAGGCUUGUGAACCUCAGUGCUCAUCUCCACUCUCUACAGGCCGCCGUCAUUCACCAAGACUCUGUCCUCGAGCUCCGCCUCCAUGAGGGCACAGGCCCUGCCUCCUCAGGUUCCCCCACUCCCACCCCCACUCCUCCAAACUCCUUCCCCAGGCUGUGCCGUUCCAUGUCACGUGACACAGGUCUGGAUGCGGGCACGGUGGCAGCCAUGGGGGAGAUGGCCAUGCUCCAGAAGCAGCAUGAUCUGCUGCAGGAGGAGGUGGUGAGGCUGCGCCCCCUGGAGGCCAAGCUGAGGGAGAGCGAGAGGGCCCGGGCUCAGCUGGAGCAGCAGAUCAGGGACAAUAAAGGCAGGAGGGGCAGGAGGGGCAGGAGAGGCAGCAGAGGCAGCAACGAAGACAUUGUGGUGGAUGUUACAGCCUUAGAGCAGGCUCCCGCUAAAAGGAGAGGAAGUGGUGAUGGCGAGCCCAGCCCUGUCGCCCCAUUGGCCUGUCAGGAACCAGUGGACCAAUUGGACGGCGUACAGGAAGGCAGUGAGGAGGAAGAGGAGGAGUCAGAGGAAGAGGCGGAUGUAGUGAAGGUUUCACCACGCUCCGACAGUCCAAGAGAUCUCCAGGAUAUCCCGGAGGAGAGCGAGUGCGGACCGGAAGCGCAGGAAUCCAAAGGCUGAUUCCGAGACUGUUCCGAGUUAACAUUAACCUCAAACUGGAUACGCAAACCAGAAAACAGGACUUGAGAGCUGGACCAACAUAUUCUCAACCUUCAACCAACCAGACCUGAUAGAACUUAUCUUCAGUGAUUCCAUCUAUUCGUCUUUCUUUGGCAUAGAAAGCCUACCCAGGAAUUGUGUAUUGUAUCAUGGUAUAUGUUAGUUCGGAGAUGUUAUAUGUUUUUCUAAUGUUAUGUUAAAAGCUUCAUCCUCGGGAUUGAAUCCCGUUUUCCAAUCCCACACUUCGUUUCUUCUUUCCCUUUUCAAAACAAGGAUGACUUAUAAGAGAGAGGGAUUAGGGGUGAAGAGGAGGAUCCGGUUCGUAACAACAAUGGAAUUCUAAUGGUGGACUGUUGAUCCAUAGGUGUCUGCUGAUACCAGUAGGAACUAUUCUGUACUGUAACUGCCUGUCAUUGUUGUACAUUUAGUGUCACCUCUCUACAGACCUGGUUUGUCUGUGGUGGUGGAGCUGACUGAUUGAAACUGAACUUAGACCAGUAAAGGAGGGCGGGACAGGAAAAGGGGGAGGACAGGACAGAAAAGGAGGAUAUAUAUAUAUGUAUAUAUAUAUACCUGCAAGGAUAUAUAUAUAUGUAUACUUUAUAUAGUUGUUUAAAAAAAUGUGUGGGUAUUAAUCAACUCUCACCCCCACCCCCAUUCCUUCUUGAAUACAAACACUUGAAAACUCUUGUGCUUUUCAUAAACCAAAUUGUUUCUUUUUUCUAGGAAGACAACAGUAUUGAGCCACCGUGAGGGGUUUUAUACGGAAUAUUUUAUAAAAAUGUGGAGGGGGGGGGUUUGCAAUGAACUGUUCUGACUUUUGGAGGAUACACACAGAAGGACCAUAUUGAAGCAAAAAACAGAUUUGAAUUAGGAUAAAGAAUUGCAUCCUUAGAAUAAGGAUUGACUAAUCUGACUGACUGUACCUGGAAUAUUUUGACCUCAUAUCUAAUCUACAGGUUUAUGUUUCAUACACAAACUACUAAAACGUGGUUUACACUACACUCAAUCGUGAGUUCAGAUUUGCCGGUGGAAUUGACUUUGAUCGUCUCUAAUGUAUUUCACCCUUAUGGUUUUUAGGUUGAUAAACUGUUGCUACCAGCCAACUCCACCAGCAACACUGACACCAACCAAAACCUCCUUUAACAAAAAGUCAACAUUUUUCGAACUGUUUUUGAGCUCACCCCUUGACCAUGAAGCGACUAUUAUGUACGAAUAGAAAUGAUUUGACUGGAUUCAAAAGGUGUUUCCUUGUUUGAAAUACAUUUUUUUUAAACAUGUUUUUUUCUUUAUAUGCUACAUAUAUUCUAUAGGAAGUAUUUGUAUAAAUAUUUGAUCUGUUCUGAAAAAAGAAAAUGACUUUUAACGUUAAUGUUGUAAUUUUAUUGUCUUUUUAUAAUUUUUAUUUCAGUUACAAUUAUUGUUCAUUUUGUGUGCUGUUUAUAAAUCUUACAGAAAUCUA